Suillus fuscotomentosus is the source of this 640-nucleotide messenger RNA. RefSeq names its product 50S ribosomal protein L30e-like protein. NCBI's taxonomy places the organism in Eukaryota, Fungi, Basidiomycota, Agaricomycetes, Boletales, Suillaceae. The record is from RefSeq and is a predicted model, not a curated record. The transcript is spliced from 4 exons. Gene Ontology annotation, biological process: mRNA splicing, via spliceosome; ribosome biogenesis; maturation of SSU-rRNA. Bases 91 to 471 code for a protein of 126 amino acids. Gene Ontology annotation, cellular component: precatalytic spliceosome; nucleolus; small-subunit processome. Gene Ontology annotation, molecular function: RNA binding.
CAACACCCAACUUUUCUGCUACUAAUGCUGACCAUCCUCGACAACUUUUUUUGACCAAGGAUCAAUCCAACGUGAGGUCACUUAUUCAUAAUGGCUGAAGCACGCGGAAAAGCAUGGCCUCUUGCAGAUGAGGGUCUAACUAACUCUAUCUUGGACUUGGUCCAACAAGCUGGUCAGUACAAACAACUAAAAAAAGGUGCCAAUGAAGCAACUAAGACGCUUAACCGUGGUGUGGCAGAGUUCAUCGUCCUUACCGCGGAUACCGAGCCUCUCGAAAUUCUCUUGCACCUUCCCCUUCUUUGCGAGGAAAAGAAUGUUCCAUACGUGUUCAUUCCUUCCAAGGCAGCCCUUGGACGUGCAUGCAAUGUGUCCAGGCCUGUCAUCGCUGCCAGCGUUACAACUAGCGAAGCUAGGGAGCUGCAAAGUCAGAUCCGCAAUGUCAAGAUUGCGAUCGAAAAGUUGAUGUUCUGAUGUUCUCACUGCGGAGCAAAACAGAUAACCGCUGAUACUACGGUUGUUAUAUUAUUCUUAGUAUAUCUCCUGUAUGAUAUGUAGCAACUAGAUGUCGAACGGGUAUCUUUUAAAGGCCACAUUUCCUGAUUUUCCAGUAAAUGAUGCGCGCUUACGCAUUACUUCAUCU